Messenger RNA from Chelmon rostratus (copperband butterflyfish), 741 nucleotides. It is a transcript of the gene acot13, whose product is annotated as acyl-CoA thioesterase 13. The transcript has 3 exons. NCBI's taxonomy places the organism in Eukaryota, Metazoa, Chordata, Actinopteri, Chaetodontiformes, Chaetodontidae. The record is from RefSeq and is a predicted model, not a curated record. Gene Ontology annotation, molecular function: fatty acyl-CoA hydrolase activity. The coding region runs from base 66 to 494 and encodes 142 amino acids.
CGAAGUAAACAUAAGUUUGACAUUGACCAGUGCUUGAUCCAGCCCCUGCCUUACAUUUGCUAAAUAUGUUUUCGCUGCCUUUAAAUUCGUUAAAGCAAAUAAUGAGAGUAAUGGUAGAGCAUCCAGGCUUUGAGAGAGUCCUGAGCAAGGUGGACGUCUUGUCCGGCGGUCCAGGUAAAGUGGUGUGUGAGAUGAAGGUAGAAGAGGAGCACACCAACCAGUUAGGCACGCUACAUGGCGGGCUGACAGCCACCCUGGUCGAUGCCAUCUCCACCAUAGCGAUCAUGAACACAGAGAGGGGAGCACCAGGAGUCAGUGUGGAUAUGAACAUAACAUACAUGAAUGCUGCCAAGAUUGGAGAGGACUUACUUAUCACUGCUCAGGUUCUGAAGCAAGGACGGACGCUGGCGUUUGCCACCGUAGACCUCACCAGUAAGGCCACAGGGAAGCUCAUAGCACAAGGAAGACACACUAAACACCUUGGCAGCAGCUAAACUGUCUCUCUGCGCACCUGUCUAUAAAUCACUUAUCAUGUAACUAUACAGUCAACUGAAGAUGUAAACUAACUUCUGCCUGUAAAUAGUUUGCAAAACCAGUGUAUAUAAAAAAAAAAUAAUGGUAACGGUGCUACCACUCCUUCCCUACUCGUUACUCAUUGACUAGUGAUCUUACAUAUUUGCCAUCAACACUUCUGUAUCAGUGGUACUGUUACAUGCACAUGCAAUAAAACAAUUGGACAAA